AUGAAUACCAUUGGAAUACUUUGCCUGCUCCUAAGUUUGUCUUCGAUCCAAGCAGACACCGUGGUGCACAACGAAACCCACACGGAGAGCGAGACGACAAACUACGGACCCAUCACCAUGGUGGUGAAUAAUCUCGCGGAGAUUGCCAUCAAUGUGAGCGACGAGACGACCGGCCAACUGCAGGCCAAAAUGGAGCGCACAGUGCAGGAUAUUACCGGCAAUCUGGAGGUACUGACCACCGAUGCCAUGGCCCAGCUGAGCGAUGCCAUAUACGAGACCAACCAGCUGCUGGUGGCCAAUCCCAGCUGCAAUCCUGACUGGAAUCUGGAAGAGCUCACGGCCAACAUCACGGAUCAGUUGGGCGCCUGCACAUUGGGACUGGGCAGCCUGGUCGACAGCUUCCGGCAGGAGGGACAGCAGUCGCUCACCAAUCUGCAAGGAUUUGUCCAGCAAAUCGCCCAGUUGCCGUCCCUCUGCCAACUGUUGGGGCAAUCGACGGAGCUGGCUCCACUCAAUCCGCUGGGAUUUGCAGGCGGCAACAAUUGCUUCAUCAACGGCAUGGUGCAGAUCAACCAGGGAAUGGCCCAGUCGCUGCACAACGCAUCCCUGCUCCUGGUGCGCACGCGCCAGCUAUCGGAGGAGCAAGUGGCGCAGGCGCAGCAGUGCAGCGACUCAGUGGUCCAAGGAAUCCGCCAGUUGCUCAGCGAUGAGCGGGACAAUUGUGAAUAGCUCUGAGCACUCCAAAAUGCAUUCGCAUUUUGGGUAUAAGCAAAUAUAGAAGGGGAAAUUUAUGCACCCACAGGACAACUGGCCAUAUCCUGCUCACAAAUUUGCUUAUGCAUUCAUGA
Messenger RNA from Drosophila subobscura, 848 nucleotides. RefSeq lists its product as uncharacterized. The coding region runs from base 1 to 729 and encodes 242 amino acids. The transcript is spliced from 2 exons. Lineage: Eukaryota; Metazoa; Arthropoda; Insecta; Diptera; Drosophilidae. The record is from RefSeq and is a predicted model, not a curated record.